UUUCCUCUUUUUUUUUUAAAUUUUUUUAACUCUACAUCUCCCAUCCGUCCACCAAGCCGCCAGCAAGGACUACGCAAUCUCCUUCUUUCCUGUUGACUUCUGUUACUGGCCUACGACCAAUAGCUCUAGUAGAACAGGAAGAAGAAGAAUUUGAAGAAAAAAAAGGAAAUUGGAAAGUGUCGUGCGUCAUCGAUGUUUAGAUUUUCGUUGAUCGAGUAAAGAAGCUCUGGCAAGAUAUCGCAUAGAUUCAUCAUCGCAAAACAUCAUCUGUAGAAACUAGAAACUUUGAAAAGUUCAAAAUCCAAAAUGAAAGUGACGUGGUGUUGGUUAGUGUGCUUAGUGGCGGUCGUCCAUCAAGUCUCAUCGGCCGCCGAUAAGAAGAAGGCCGGCAAAUCAGGGCCGGCGGGCGAUGACGAUGAAAAAGUGGAAGCCGUGAUCGAGGACGUCAAUGCCAAACAACUGGAAAGAUUGCUGGAAGAGAAGGACUACGUCGCAGUCUAUUGGUAUGGACGGAACUGCCGGCAAUGCGACAAGGUCUUACACGAACUGGAGAACAUUGACGAUGAAACAGAUCAUUUUGGAGUCCAUUUUGUGAAAAUCAACGACAAGAAACUCUCCAAACAAUACAAUGUAAAAACCUAUCCGGCCUUGACGUAUUUCCGCAACAAGGAACCCAUCGCCUAUGAAGGCGAUCUCCUGGAUGAGGAACAAGUUUUGGAAUUCUUGACCAGUCUGGAAGCCAUGGAGCUGCCUGAUCAGAUCGAAGAAGUCAACGCCAAAAUCCUGGAGAAGAUCGUCGCCGAUACGGGCUACGUCGCCGUUCUAUUCUAUCGUCCACAAUGUAAAAAGAGCGAAAAAGUUCUACGCGAGUUGGAGAACAUCGACGAUGAAGCCGAUCAGCUGGGCAUUGCCUUUGUUAAAAUCGCUGACGAAGAGCUCGCUGAAGAGUACAGCCUAGCAUCUCUACCUACUUUGGUAUACUAUCGCAACAGCAUACCUGUCAUCUACGAAGGGGAUUUGAUGCGAGAAGAAGACGUCCUCGAAUGGCUCGUUCAAAAUAAAAAUACUGCUAGUGAGGAGGAAGACAUGAUCGAAGACGUGACAGCUAAAACAUUGGAGACUCUAACUAGCACAGCUCAACACCUGGCUGUCCUUUUCUACGAUCACGACGAUGAAGAAUCGCAGCGGAUCUUGACUGAACUGGAGAAUAUCGACGACGAAUGCGACCAGAAAGGAAUCUCUUUCGUCAAGAUCGACGACGAUCAUGUGGCCAGGGAAUACGGCGUUGAUCACCUCCCGACUCUCGUCUACUUUGAGAACAAAAUCCCCAGUCUCUACCAUGGCGAUUUGGCUAACGAGGAACAGGUGCUCGGCUGGCUCGUCGACCAGCUGGCCUCCGACAUGAUUGAAGACAUCACCGACGAGAUGCUCGACAAGCUCAUCAAGAAAACAUCGCAUCUGGCCGUCCUUUUCUACGAUAAGGACGACAGCAAGUCAACUGCAGUCGUCACCGAACUGGAGAACAUCGAUGACGAAUGCGACCAAAAGGGAAUCUCUUUCGUCAAGAUCAGCAACCCAGAAGAAGCAAAAGAAUACGGCAUCGAUGAUGUACCUAGCCUUAUUUAUUUCGAGAAUGGCAUCCCUUCAAUUUAUGAAGGUGAUUUGAAGAAUGAAGAACAAGUUUUAGAUUGGCUCAUCCACCAAGUGGAGAGUGACGAGAUCGAAGACGUCACCGACGAGAUGUUGGACAUGUUAAUCAAACGAUCCAAACACUUGGCCGUCCUUUUUUACGAUAAAGAUGCAAAAGCCAGCGUUGAUACUCUUGCAGAAUUAGAAAACAUUGAUGACGAAUGUGACCAAAAGGGCAUUGUUUUCGUCAAGAUCGACAAUGAUGCUGAAGCCAAAGAGUAUGGCAUUGACCAUCUGCCUAGCUUGGUUUACUUCGAGAACACCAUCCCUAGUCUCUUUAUCGGUGAUCUGAAGAAUGAGGAGAGCGUAUUGGAUUGGUUGACCCACCAAGUAGAGAGCGACGAAAUUGAAGACGUUACCGACGAGAUGCUGGACAUGCUCAUCGAAAAAUCGCCUAGUUUGGCCGCUUUCUUCUACGAUAAAAACAAGCCCGCACAUUUAGCUGUGCUCAAGGAGCUGGAGAAUAUUGACGACGAGUGCGACAGCAACGAUAUCGCUUUUGUCAAGAUUAGCAAUCUGGAUGAGGCUAAAGAAUACGGUCUCGAUGCACUACCAGCGCUCGUUUAUUUUGAAAACAGAAUUCCAAGCGUUUACGAAGGUAACCUGGGCGAGGAGGAACAGGUACUCACUUGGCUCGUGGAACAGAAGAACAGUGACACCAUCGAAGAAUUGACCGAUGAGCUGUUGGAGAAUAUCAUCAAGACCAACGAAUACGUCGUCGUUUAUUUCAGUGGGCCGUGUGAGGAGGGCCAAAAGUGUGAUUCAAUUCUCGAUCAAUUGGAGGAGAUUGAUGACGAAGCUGAUGAACACGGUAUCCACCUCGUCACAACCGAGGAAGUCGAACUGGCCAAGAGAUAUGGAAUCAAAACUUUCCCAACGUUAGCUUUCUUCCGUAAUCAAGAUCCUCUGAUCUACAAAGGUGACAUUAGUGACGAGAAGAAAGUAUUGGCUUGGUUCACCGAUCAAGGCAACCUCGAAUUGGCUGACCAAAUUGAAGAAGUUAAUGAGAAAAUGCUCAAAAAGCUAAUUGGUUCAUCAGCUCAUGUCGUUGCGUUCUUCUACGAAGAGAAAAAUAAGGAAGCAGUAGCCAUUCUCAAGGAACUCGAGAACAUUGACGAUGAAUGCGACGCACUCAAUGUGGAUUUUGUUAAGAUAUCUGAUCCUGGAGUGGCGCCAGCUUUCAAGCUGACCACCUUACCUGCUCUGAUCUACUUCCGACGUUCGAUACCUAUUCGUUUUAGCGGGGAUUUAGUGGAUGAAGAAGGCGUCCUGAAAUGGGUCACUACCACCAAAGAACAAGACGUGGACGUCAUUGAAGAAGUUGAUGUUGCCACUUUGGAGAAAAUGCUCGAAGAUCACGUCAAUGUCGUCGUAUACUUUUAUGCUAAGGGAUGCGGUAAAACGUGCGAAGUAGCACUCAACCGGCUUGAGAACAUCGACGACGAUGCCGGACGCCACGGAAUUCAAUUCGUCAAAUCGACAUCAGUAAAGACGGCCAGCCGGCUGGGCAUCGACCCACUUCCUGCCUUGGUUUUCUUCGACGACGGUCAGCCGGUCAGAUACAACGGUGAUCCGAGUGAGGAGGCCGACGCUCUGGAUUGGCUGAUUUCCCGUCAAAGCCGUAAGCAAUCGGGCGGAAGGAGGUGCCAAACAGUUGGAAUGGAGGAUCAACAACAGCCGGGCAAACUGCGGAAAUACGAAUGCUGUCCAGUCUCAUCCAAGUCGAAGAAGAAAUCACAGAAGCUGGUCAAAGGGGUGGCCUUCAUCGGCGAUGAAGACGAUUGCGACGAAGACGACUACAUGCGAGACGAUGAUUUCCUCGACGACGAUGACGAUGACAAUGACCACGACUACCAUGACGAUGAUGACGAUGACGACAGCCCGCACCAUAACCCAUCUAUCCCCGAUCCCGACCAGCACGACCACACUAGUUCACCAUCCUCGUCGCCACAGCACGCUCAGUCAUACGAUUACGUUUCUGAUGAUGAGUUUGUCACUGAUGCAGAGGACACUUUCGAAGAAGAUCACGUGCUCGAUUGGAUCCUGGAAAUGCAUCACGGCAACACGAUGAAGAACGUUUCUCGUCAAUCUCUCUUGAGCAUGGUUGAAAAUUAUGACUAUCUGGCAGUUGUUUUCUAUACUGUCGGCGAAGAGGAGAGCGAAAGAGUAUUGCGUCGUUUAGAACUCAUUGACAUGGAAGUACAAGAGUAUGGCACUCUGCUCGUCAAGUGUGAUGAUUAUCUCAUGUCCAAGAAAUACGGCCAUCGUUCCACUCCGGCCCUCGUCUUCUUCCGACAUGGAAAGAUCCUCCAUUUCGAAGGAGAUUUAAUGGACGAAGAAGAAGUUUUGGAUUGGCUGACUGAUCCGGAGAACAUGGAAUCAAUGGAUCGCAUUGAAAGGGUGAAUCGCAAAAUGUUCCAACGAAUUCUCCAGCGAUCGGAUUUUUUGGCAGCUUUCUUUUACAGUGACGUGGAUUGCAAGCAAUGCGACAAGGUGCUGGAAGAGCUGGAACAUAUCGAUGACGAAGCCGAUUCGGCUGGUAUCGAUUUCGUGAAAAUUGAUGAUAAAGAUUUCGCUCGUGAAAUGGGUGUCUUUGCAUUGCCGGCUGUUGUCUUCUUCAGACACGGUCACCUGGAUCCUGUUAUCUACGCUGGUGACCUCAAGAACGAAGAACGACUUUUGGAGUGGCUUCUAAUCCAAAAAGAUCCUACGAGUGACAUGAUUGAAGAGUACGAAGACGAACAACUUGUUGAAUGCAUCCGCAAAUUGGAAUUUGUCGCCGUUUAUUUUUAUAACAAGCAAGAGUGCGAGCAGUGCCUUAGCAUCUUGGAUGAACUGGAGAAUAUCGAUGACGAUACAGACCGUCAUGGCAUCAGCUUCGUUAAAACUCAAGAUCUGAAUAUCGCUACCAACUUUGGAGUUCAUGAAUUUCCAGCAUUGAUAUACUUUGAAAAUCAAGUACCCAGCAUUUACGAAGGAGAAUUAACUUCCGAAGAUGUGCUGCAAUGGCUCAUACAACAGAAGACAGAAGACCGAAUUGAAACUGUGACCAGAAGUAUGCUGGAAAGUUUGCUCAUUAAUGUCCAGUAUCUGGCCGUGUACUUUUACAAGCCCAAUUGCAAAGCCUGCGACCAAGUGCUGGUUGAGCUGGAAAACAUUGACGACGAAUGUGAUUUGUUCGGCAUUCAAAUGGUGAAAAUCCAGGACCCGCAAUUGGCCAAGCGCUAUGGCAUCAAAACCUUCCCAGCUCUGGUUUACUUCCGCAAUGGAAAUCCAUUGCUCUACGACGGAGACUUAAAGAACGAGGACUCGGUGCUGGAGUGGCUGUCGGAUGACGACAAUCGAGAACUGGCCGACGAAAUCGAGGCCGUCAACAGCCGCAUGCUGGAACGGCUCCUCGAUGAAUCGCCUUUUCUAGCCGUCUACUUUUAUGACAACGACUGCCCCGACUGUAAUACCGUCCUGACCGAACUGGAGAACAUUGACGAUGAAGCGGAUAAAUUCGGUAUCGACUUUGUCAAGAUCAACGAUGAAGAAACGGCCAAGAAGUUUGGAAUUAUUCAUACCCCAGCCUUGAUUUAUUUUCGUAAACGUACACCCAUGAUUUAUGACGGUGAUUUGUUGGACGAGCAGCGUGUCCUUAGUUGGCUAACUUCGCAGGAUGUCUUCGAAAUCAAGGACGAGAUUGAAGAGGUCAACCGUAAGAUGCUGGAUAAAUUACUCGAUGAAAACGAGUUUGUGUCCGUCUAUUUUUAUGAAAAUAAUUGCCCCAAAUGCCAGGAGGUGUUGCAAGAGUUGGAGAACAUUGAUGCCGAGACAGACAACUUGGACAUUACGUUCGUCAAAAUUCGAGAUACGCGCUAUGCUCGCAAAUACGGCGUCACCAAGUUCCCCGCCAUGGUUUACUUUCGACGCCGUUUUCCGUCCAUCUACCGCGGCGACUUGAUGGCCGAGGAAGAAGUGCUAGAAUGGCUUCAGAAAAACCGCUUCAAGCAACCAGAGCUCAAUCUUUUCAUGUACGCUCUUGGCGGCAUAACAUCGGGAUUCAUUUUCUACACCAUUUUCCUCCUCUUCUGCUUCAAAGGACCGCAUCAAAAAACUGCCUAAAACUAUCCCCUUUAACCCUUCCCUGCCAUUCAUUAUAUUGUCGGCCUUCUAAACAGGAAACAUACAAGUUCAGAAUUUUUAUUUUACCCAAAGAGACAAAAGAAUCCGAGUGUGAAAGAACAUUUUUGUUUGCACGGAUCAUCGUCUCUUCUCGUGCCUUUUUCCUCCCCCCUAAAAUAAAGACUUGAGGUUAGCCAAUCUGUGUGGUUUAAUCUAUUGUGAAAAACACCUGACGUUUUGCUGAUAUAAAGAAAAAAAACCUUGUCUUUUGGUGUUGAAUAACGACAAGAAAUCGUUGGCGUAAACGCGUGUAACAUUGACUUCAUUUUUGCGGUUUUUCUUUGCCACAUUUUUUUUGUUUGUUUAUCUAUAAUCUACUGUGUGUUACAGCCUUGUGAUGGCGGAUCAAGGUGAAAUGGGGGAGGUAAAGAAAAAAAAACACGACAUCGCGUGUGUGACUAAUAAUAUCUAUGGAGUAAUUGUUCUCCAUCUUUCUUUGAACCUGAACAUGCUUCCUUUUUCAAUCGAAAAUGGAGCUGAAAAAAAAGGGAUUUGACAAUACAAUGAUGAAGUGCUGUACAGUCGAAUUUUUACCACAGUGCCAAUAACAGAUAUGACUUUGUUUGCGUCUUCUUCUAAUUUGAUAAAAUGCAUUUGACAAACCCACUACUGCCUCUGUACUGUUCUAUCGCCAUUGCGUGUCUCUUCGGUUUUUAUCCCUAGCGUCGCACCACUAAUAUCGAAUGAAUUGGCCGUGAGCGAUUCUUCUUUCCGCUGUCGCAUUUUUCUUGUGUUGAUGGGAUAACAUAGUCUUUUUUUUCCGAAUUCAUUUUCGAAAGCCCUCUUCUCCUUGUAUUACUCUAUUUUCCUUUCCCCAAUUCAUUGCCAGUAAGCUGUGCCUUUUUUUUUUUUUUUGCUGUGAAUCAGGUGAGAUCAAUUACACACGACAUGUCACACGUC
Messenger RNA from Daphnia carinata, 6756 nucleotides. RefSeq lists its product as uncharacterized. Lineage: Eukaryota; Metazoa; Arthropoda; Branchiopoda; Diplostraca; Daphniidae. The transcript has 33 exons. The record is from RefSeq and is a predicted model, not a curated record. Bases 307 to 5796 code for a protein of 1829 amino acids.